ACAUAUUUCACCGAGAAGUCGGAGGAACGGGUAAAACAAAAUGUGUGCUGUAAAAACGUAAGAUCUAUAUGGUGUCAAUUACCGAGAAUACAAAAUAUACUUAUACUCUGUUCUUUGUUUACCUAGUCAGCUGUUCGAGGUAAACAUUGCCACGUGCAUUAGCAUAUUGGUUGAAACAGCCAAUCAAGACGAACCUUCAAACGAGCUUGACUAAUCAGAGGAAUCAUUGCCAUUCUCUGCUGAGUAAAAUUCAUAUUUCCGCAUAAACAUAAACAUUUGCGCAUAUACCAAAACACAAAGGAAGAAGACUUGAAGCAGACAUAUUUAUAUCUGCACAUUUUCGAGGAUGCCUUUUUUAAGUCGGGAUUGGCGAUCGCCAGGUGACCAGUGGGUGAGGACGAGCGAGGGAUGGGAACGUCUCAAACUCUGGCGUAUCAAAAUAUUUGAGCGAAUGAAUGAAAAUAUUUUAGCAAGGUUGCUGAGACUGGCAGUCAGUGAGUACGAUGACACCUGGCACAAACACCAGCCACACAUUCACUACAUCAAGGGCAUUUCUAAGGAGAGGAAAGUGAUGACUAGUUUGAGUGAGGCAUUUGUCCACCUGGAUAUGACAGGGGCUGUAAGAGACAUCAGACGAUUCAAUUAUGUCAAAAAGCUGAUGUUUUUACUACUGACACGAAACUUUCGAUAUCUGAGUGGGACUUCACAGAAAAACAUCAUUAACAUUCUAGAGGAAAUGACAAAUCAAGUCCUUAAGACGGAUACCAAUGUACCAGCCAUGAAGGCUCUGCUGAACUGUGCAGUUAAUACACUGACAGAUGGACAGUACUCUCACAUUGGCAGUGAGUGUCUGUGGAACAAACACAGGGCAACAGUGUCCAAAACAGUCGCCAAGCUGGAAAAGUACCAAUUAAAACAGAGACAUUGUGAUGGAAAGCCCACAUUGGAUGAUCUUCCGGAAGAUUGCUUACGCUGCAUCUUCAGGAAGCUGUCUAAUCACAGUGACAUCAUCCACACUGGUCAGACAAACCAAACCAAUCACACAGUCUCCUCGCACAUGUUGCUAUGGAAACAGCUCUGCUUCUUCCACUUCACUGACCAGCAGCUUCUUGUCUUCUUGCCUCAAGAACUCGAUAUCAACGAAGAUCGAGUGAACUGGAGAUACAUCUACAGGCGCUGCUACAAGCGGUUUGGAAUGAAGGACAUUUUUGCAGACCACCUGGCAAUUUGUUGUCAUUGCGACACACUCUUUUGGCAGUCCAUUGGGCAUCCAUGCUUCAGUGAUUCUGAGCUUAAGUCAAGGCCACUCUCCCCAGAGGCCUUCCUAGAUCUGUUUGUGUUGUAAAAGGCAUUUCCAUGACGACUGUCAUUUGGAGAAACAGUGCCCAGAACGGGAUAUAAUGAUCUGAUGUUUGUUGUAUCUCCACCAAUUAAAUAGAAGAUCUGAGACCACAAUUACAGUGAAAUUAAGAGUCGCAAAACAAUAUCGCAAUUCAAUUUUCGUUGACUUGAGCAAUGUUGGAUGCAUGAAACAAUAUUGACUGUGUCAAUGAUUACCGUUAACAUUGUCUCUAGCAAUGAAGUAACUUUGCAAUAUUCAUACACUGCAUUCUAAAUCCAUCCAUAUUGAAGAUUUGGAGAAUGAAAAUCAUUUUUACUUUCAAGUUUAUGUAACUGUAUAUGGAACAUGUUGGUGGAUGUUCCUAAGAACUCUCUGGUUAAUUUAGUACAGUAACAUGCUGUGUUGAUAUUGCUAUUUGAUGGUGUAUUUACACCACUGAAUGAGGAGGAGGAAACACUUGACAAGUAUUCUAAUUUUUUUCUGUAAUUAAUAUAAUUGAAAAGGAAGCAAGUGUUUCAUGUAUAAAAUUGGAUGUAUAUAAAUUUUGACAUUUUCAGUAUUUUUUAUGUUGUCGUUGCAAAUUCCAAUGCAAUUAUGUUUACUUGUUGUUGUGCCAAGGGCUUUCUCAGUGCUUUCAAAUAAUCAUAUUUCUUUAUUUAUAUAAGUAUAGUUUAUUUUUGUUGAAAAUGCGUAUAAAAUUAGUGCAAUUUUGUAAAUACACAUUAUACAUAUCUAGUAUCACUUUAUCUUAUCAUGAAUGGUCCAGGAUAAGAUUUAGUGAUUCCUUUCUUGUUGUAUGGGGGAGAGAUCUACAGCAGUAUGUUAUUUAGAAAUCUACAAAGUUUGUCAUUUCUAUGUGAACAGAAAUUAUUUUUUUGAUGAAAUGAAUAUCAAACUACAUGUAUUCCGAUCGAUGUCAAUUAUGAAUCAGUUGUUAUAUUUAAAAAUGAAACUACAAAAAGAUCAACUACAAAGAAUUUUUUUUCCAAAUAUUAAAAAAACAACAACAUUUUUUAAAAAUUAUAAUUGAACAAAUAGUUUUAUGAAAAAUAUGUCCCAAUAGUGAUUUGAGCCUUUAAAGUUAUUGAAUUUAAAUGUGUUUUUUUUAUAACCAGUGUUUUUUUUACAAAUAUGAAAAGAUAUUUAACAUUAUUAAUAAUUCCUGAUAAUUCAUGAUGACAGAUUUGGAAAUUUUAAAGAUCAAAUGUUAAUAAAGUUUUAUUAUCCUCCACCCCCCCCCUCCAACUAAUGUACUGGUAUUUCAUGUUUGUGUGAUGUGAUGAAUUAUUAAAUAUUAAUCCUCUAUCCUUGUCAUAAAUUUGCUACUUUCUGUGCAUUUUUCUAAAUAAGUUAUAAUGUAUAAAACGUUUUGUAUGGGAAAUUGAAAAUGGAGAGAUUGAGUGAUGGAGAGAAGCGAGUCUUAAUUGUCAUGUAAAAGUAUGAACUCUAUAGUACUAGUAUAUAUAACAAGUACUGAAACUAUUGAGGACUUUGUUUUGUUGUUGCAUUUACUUUUACCUUCCCUAAUGUGAAGUGUUAAUAUUAUUAAAGUACAAAUUGUUUUUA
Molecule: messenger RNA, 2908 nt
Organism: Magallana angulata
Lineage: Eukaryota; Metazoa; Mollusca; Bivalvia; Ostreida; Ostreidae
Product: F-box only protein 25-like
Exons: 8
Coding region: 347-1345 (332 amino acids)
Biological process (GO): protein ubiquitination
Cellular component (GO): SCF ubiquitin ligase complex; nucleus; cytoplasm
Molecular function (GO): protein binding
Source: RefSeq, a predicted model, not a curated record